Molecule: messenger RNA, 1706 nt
Organism: Schizophyllum commune H4-8
Lineage: Eukaryota; Fungi; Basidiomycota; Agaricomycetes; Agaricales; Schizophyllaceae
Exons: 10
Coding region: 98-1096 (332 amino acids)
Biological process (GO): transmembrane transport
Molecular function (GO): transmembrane transporter activity
Source: RefSeq, a predicted model, not a curated record
AUCGUCGUCGCGUUUCUCUUCGCCGUCACGCUCUGUCGCGUCCUCCCCCUGCGCCGCUCACCGUCGUCCGCCGCCUUGCGCGGUGCGCGCGCGAUCCAUGGAUGGAACCAGCUCGGUCUUUCCCUUCUACGACUCGGCCAAGUUCAAUGAUGCCCUCAAGAGAAACAAGCCCGUCGUAGCGGCCAUAUGCGCCAGCUACAUCUCCACCUUCGCUGGCUACCCUCUCGACUCGAUGAAGUCUCGCCUGCAGACCACCCGCCAUGCCGUCUCCAUUCCUCAGCUUGCGAUGCUUGUCUACCGCGACGAGGGCAUCAAGGGCUUCUUCCGUGGCAUAUGGAUCCCGCUCCUCACCAUCUCCUUCGUCCGCGCCGCGAGCUUCACGAUCUACAGCCGCACGAAGGAAAGCUUUGCAGAGCGCGGCGUGCUCGCGCGCGACAGCAUCGUCGAUGCUGCCCUCGCUGGAGGCGCCGGCGGCGCCAUGUCAGGCGCGUUGAUCUCGUUUGGCAGCGCUCCAUUCGAACUAGUCAAGGUCCGCCGGCAGCUUGAAUUCUCCAUCGCUGAAAGCAAGGGCGUCCACCUUCAAAAACCGCCCGGCACCCUACACGCAGUCAAGGAGAUCUAUCAACGGAAUGGUAUACGGGGUCUCUACACCGGCCUGAGCCUGCAUUGCCUUCGCGAUACGUCAGGGACGAUGCUAUAUUUCUUGGAGUACGACGCGAUGCGCCACGCCCUGGGCCGAGAUAGACGAGGCGAGCAGCACGAGACGCCGCCCUGGUUGCCUAUUCCCCCGUCGCUUGUGCCCUUUGUCUGCGGGUCCCUCUCAGGCGUCACGAGUUGGGCGUUGAUCUAUCCCCUGGAUGUCGUGAAGACGAAGGUCCAACAACGUGCACUCGCGGGCGACAAGUAUAGAGGACCCGUGGAGACCUUUACACGCCUUAUAAGAGGCCCCGACCCCGCCAACCCUAAACCCCUCGUUGCUGGCCUCGCGCGGAUAUAUCGCGGGCUCGGCGUGAGCGCGCUGCGCAGCGUCACUACGCACGGCCUGCUAUGGACCUUCUUCGACCUGGUGGCGAACUAUAUCGACGCGCUGCCGUGAGAGGGAUGUAGGCGAUGCAACAUCGGCGCAGGAGAUGUUAUGAAAGCUGGGGCGAGGCGGCGUUGCGGGGAUCGAGUGCACGAAGCGGCGCUGCGGGGAUCGGGUGCGCGAAGCGACGCGGGGAUACAAGCUUGCCGUGAGGAGGUACGGCGAAGCGGGGGCUCGAAGUGAUGCUUGGAGCAAGGCGACCAGAAGACUGCUCAUGGGACGCACCGCUGAAGAAGAAGGCCCUGUCGCCUGACGCUCGUUGCCGCCAGCAUGACCAGAAUCCCGCAGCCCGACCGCCUCUUGCCACUGACCGAUACCUGCCACCAAACGCUCGCGGGAAGGGCUAUCGCGCGUCUGCCGCCGCCGACCUAUCGUAGGGGUGCUAUCCCUCCAAUUGUGGUGGUGCCAUUGCUAUCAUGGGCUAUCGCUAGCCUGCGAUUGGCGGCACCGAGCCUGCGACUGACAUGGUCAUGCUGGGGCCACGCUUGUGUACAUACGACGCUCAUGUCUUGGAAAAAUACCUCUACUGUCCAAUAUAAUAGCCUACGCAGUGUACAUGGUUGCAACAGAGAAAAUAGGUUCUCACCGCUCGCACAAGGCGUUGAAUGACCGCAUCCCAGGG